Molecule: messenger RNA, 3032 nt
Organism: Branchiostoma floridae (Florida lancelet)
Lineage: Eukaryota; Metazoa; Chordata; Leptocardii; Amphioxiformes; Branchiostomatidae
Product: diacylglycerol kinase zeta-like
Exons: 31
Coding region: 52-2970 (972 amino acids)
Biological process (GO): regulation of synaptic transmission, glutamatergic; lipid phosphorylation; diacylglycerol metabolic process
Cellular component (GO): nucleus
Molecular function (GO): ATP-dependent diacylglycerol kinase activity; protein binding
Source: RefSeq, a predicted model, not a curated record
GUUGGUUUGAGCUGCUGGUGGUUCCUUGUUGAGUCCUUCUGCGUACUGAAAAUGGCGGACAGUUCAGAUUCGGAGUACAGUUCUUCGAGCACGUGCAGCUCGGACCCAGACCAGCGUCUGCUGGUGGUGCGGAGCGGGCGCCGGCGGUCAUCUGUCGUGCCCGACCUUCCCAUCAACCCCUACGGGGUCGUAGGUCGCAGGAGCAGCAGGGAUGAGGUCGAAGAACGACACAAGUUUGCGUACCACUUCAGCGGCUUCAAGAAAGCAAUAUCCAGGUCUUACCUGCGAGGCCAGGACCACACCCACCAUGGGCCGAACCAACAUCACCUGAAGCACGGGGGGGAACGCCAGCUCAAGACAUCAGUCGACUGGACGGACAACGCAGUAAACGGGGAGCACAUCUGGACAGACACGAAGGAGUCGGGCGAUUUCUGCUACGUGGGGGAACAGGACUGCCUGAAAUCUGGGCCGAGGAAGAAAUGUCUUGGCUGUAAGAUCCUGGUCCACGUGGGCUGCAUGCACGUCUUAGAGAAGAUCAACUUCAGAUGCCGGCCGACCUUCAGGGAGCCGGGGACAAAAGGUUCUCGAGAGACAUUUGUGCGACACCACUGGGUGCACAGACGCAGGCAGGAGGGCAAGUGCAAGCAGUGCAGCAAGCCGUUCCACCAGAAAUUCUCCUUCCAUUCCAAGGAGAUUGUUGCCAUCAGCUGUUCCUGGUGUAAAGCUGCAUACCACAACAAAGUAUCAUGUUUCAUGAUGCAACACAUCGAGGAGCAAUGCACCCUGGGAGCCCACGCAGGGGUCAUCGUGCCGCCAUCUUGGAUCAUGAAGGUUCCAAAGAACAGGAUGUCAAUCAAGUCCUCGCUGAAGAAGAAGAAGCGGCCGUCCAUCAAGAGAAAAUCUCUCAAGGAGAGCAAGUCGAAGGCCUUCAUGAUCAAGCCGGUCGCCUCACCCUUCAUCAAACCGCUGCUGGUGUUCGUCAACCCCAAGAGUGGGGGCAACCAGGGAGCGAAGAUCAUGCAGAAGUUCAUCUGGUACCUGAACCCCCGCCAGGUGUUCGACCUCUCCCAGGGCGGGCCCCGGGAGGCGCUGGAAAUGUACCGCAAGGUCGCGAACUUGAGAAUCCUGGCCUGUGGGGGGGACGGAACGGCUGGCUGGAUCCUCUCGACCCUGGACUCCCUGGGCAUGAACCCCCCUCCCCCCGUCGCUGUGCUUCCGCUCGGCACCGGCAACGACCUGGCCAGGACGCUCAACUGGGGAGGGGGUUACACAGACGAGCCCAUCUCUAAGAUCCUGUCCCAUGUAGAAGACGGCCCGGUGGUGCAGCUGGACAGGUGGAACCUGCAGGUGUCGCCCAACCGACAGGUGGCUGCUGACGAGGGGGACGAGGGCGGCGACAAGGACACAGAGCUGGGUGCUCCAGAGGGGGAAGUGAAGGAGAAGCUGCCGCUGGAUGUGAUGAACAACUACUUCAGCAUGGGGGCGGACGCGCACGUGGCGCUCGAGUUCCAUGAGUCACGAGAAGCAAACCCUGAGAAGUUCAACAGCCGGUUCCGCAACAAGAUGUUCUACGCUGGGGCUGGAGGUCGUGAACUGAUGAAGGGCAGUUCUAAGGACCUGGCAAAAUAUGUCCAGGUGGUGUGUGACGACAUUGACAUGACAGCAAAGGUUCAGGAGCUGAAACUGCACUGUCUGCUGUUCCUCAACAUCCCCAGGUACUGCUCCGGCACGGUGCCCUGGGGUAACCCCAGCAGCAGCCAGCACCCGGAGCUGGAACCACAGAGACACGACGACGGAUAUCUGGAGGUGCUGGGCUUCACCCCGGCAACCAUGGUACGUUCUGAUUGGUCACUUAGACAGGCAUGGUGCCGGUGCAUCCCUAGUGGGGAAAGUAGUCACCAAUCAGCUGACUGCUGCAGGCUACUCUCGAUCUGUAGAAUCCUUCCCAUCCUGCUUUGCUUUUCCCAGCUCCACCUGCAGUACCGCUACUGCCUGCCAGAGGGCGCUGUCUCUAACACCUGCUGCUCUUGUUCCCAGGAUAACCCCGCCAGAGCCACCUUGACCUUGUCCGUGUCGACGCAGAAGCUCUCGCCCAAGUGGUGCUUCCUGGACUCAACCAAUGCGGACCGAUUCUUCAGGAUUGACAGGACCCAGGAGAACCUGCACUAUGUAACUGAUAUCUCCUCCAAGGAGCUGUUUGUCCUUGACCCUGAGCUGGUCAUCACCAAGGACGUCUGCACAUCUCCCGCCAUGCCCGACCUUGUGGAGCAGCACCCUAAAGGUCACAGCACUUCCGCCGGAACUCCGCAGGGCAAGGCCUUCGUGUUCCCCGUCACCCCGCCGGGGUCUCCCAUGUCUUCAAGACGAAAUGACAGAGUGCAGAGCCUCCCCCCUGGUCAAAUGGACCGGUCCUCCCCACCAGUCUGCAGUGUCAGGUCUGAGCCGGCGUCGCCAGUCUUUACCGGCUCCCCGAACACAAGCAGACGCCAGCCCCGACCGGUCACACUACACAGUCCUGGGGCAAGUAGCCCAAACGCAUCAGAAAAAGAUGCACGACUGCUGGAGGCUUGCAGAGAAGGGGAGAUUGGCAUGCUGGUUGAGAUGUUGCGUAGCGGAGCUGACCUGACGACCUCUGACCCCCAGGGCAUGACCCCUCUGCACCACGCGGUGCGCUAUGGACACAAGGACCUGGUGGAGUACAUCCUCAAGCACGGGCCUCCCUCCCUGCUGGAAGUCUCAGACUAUGAGAAGGGCCAGACCCCCCUGCACAAGGCUGCCAGCUACCAGAGAAGGUCCAUCUGCUGCAUGCUGGUUGCUGCGGGGGCAAAGGUCACGUGCAGAGAUUCAAACGGCAACACGCCCCGACUGCUGUCGCUGAAGGCCAAUGACCGUGACCUUGCCGACUACCUGAAAGGUCAGGAGCAGUAUAUCCUAGCAACCACCGAGGAAAACCAGGAAACAGCUGUCUGAGACGACCUCUGAACCCAUAUCCCAGAAGCCUCCUGAUGCAGGGCAGCUGCCCAUCAGGAUAU